AUGUUUAAGACCGCCAACUCUUUCUUCUCCAACGCUGUCAAGAUGGUGACAAUGCUGGACUCAUCCUGGUCACAAUCGAGGUGUUUCUCAGCAGUGCUUGAGGAUUCUGGUGGUGAGCUGAUAGAGAUGGCAGUUAAGGCAUUGAGAACAAAGAGGUUGUCAUUUGAGCCUGAGCCCGGGGACACAAGCUUCAUAAUGGGGGCAACCAAUUUCCCUUUCCAGGACAGCGUGAUGCAAGCUAUUAAAUCCAACAACCCAUAUACAGAUUUCCGGAACUCCAUGGAGGAAAUGAUUGAAGCUUAUGGGUUGGAGGAUUAUGCAACAAAGGAUUGGGAGUAUCUCGAGGAGUUAUUGGCAUGGUACUUGAGGAUGAAUGGGAAGAAAAACCACCGGUAUAUAAUCGAGGCCUUCAUUGACAUGUAUACUGAGCUUCCUUCUUUAUGUUCUUUUUCUUAUCAUGCGUCAGCUUCAUCUUCAAAAUCGAAAGAUUGGUGGGAAAUUGAGGUUGAAAGCAUUCCUUCAUGUGCAGAGAAGGGAAAAUGUCCAAAAUAUUGUUGA
This is a messenger RNA of Quercus lobata, 558 nucleotides long. RefSeq names its product transcription repressor OFP13-like. The coding region runs from base 1 to 558 and encodes 185 amino acids. The transcript has a single exon. Gene Ontology annotation, biological process: negative regulation of DNA-templated transcription. NCBI's taxonomy places the organism in Eukaryota, Viridiplantae, Streptophyta, Magnoliopsida, Fagales, Fagaceae. The record is from RefSeq and is a predicted model, not a curated record.